AUGUUUGCGGGCCAGCUGUACCGAUGUUUGCUAGCCUGGCUAGAUGAUCUGUUGGGCUAUGAAACGUCUCCCGCCGGGCUGCUCCGUGCUUUGGCUGAGGUGUUGGAAGUGUGUGCAGUGAAGGGUUUGAAGCUACAUCCAAAGAAGUGCCAGUUCUUCGUGCGUGAAGCGAAGUGCUCGAGUCAGCGCACUCCAGCUGCUGCCAUCACCUCGGACGGCGAUCUGCAACACUUCGACGUGUUACUUGCUGAUGUUGGGUGGGAUGAAUCGCAUGUGGCUGCCGUGGAAGCGACCAAGAAAGCCCUGACUAACCUCGUCGAGCUUAGCCAUCCCAAGCCCGACAUGCGGCUGUGUGUGUUCGCGGAUGCCUCGGAGGAACACUGGGACCACGAGCCCCUCAUGUUUUUGAGUGGCAUCUUUACUGGGGCCGCUAGCCGGUGGUCCAUUGUGGAGAAGGAGGCCUAUGCGAUUGUGGAGACCUUGGUGCGUGCGGACUACCUGCUGCAUCCAUCGGCCGGUUUCAAUCUUUACACCGACCACCGCAACCUCAAGUUCAUCUUCAGUCCCACCGCUGUCGUUGCUAGCGUGCCAAAGUACACAGCGCAGAAGUUGGAGCGCUGGGCCCUGCUGUUGAUGGGCUACAACUAUGAGAUCCAUGACAUCCCUGGAGAGUCGAAUGUAUGGGCUGACUUGCUAUCCCAGUGGGGUUCACCGCGCAAGUCGAUCUGUGCUAUCACAAGCGAGUCAUUGCUCGUGUCGCCGCUGCGGAGCAACUCGUUCAAGUGGCCAACGUUGGCUGCCAUUGCUCUAGCGCAACGAGACAGCCUCGCUAACAACCCUACGCCCCCAGAUCCCGUUGUCGUGUGCGAGCUUAGCGAUCAGGACCAGCAUCGUGUGGUACUGGAUGAUGGCGAGCCGUGGGUAUUACGUCUGGUGGACGGAAUGUUGUGGAUUCCCGAUGAUGCGACGGGUUUACAACUGCGUUUGUGUGUUUUUGCCCAUGCAAGCUUGGCCGGUCAUCGGCCAGCUGGGCCGACCUUAGCCAGCCUUGCCAAGUUUUGUCGGUGCUCCACCCUGAAGGCUGAUGUCAAGUUUUUUCGUCGGCCGUUGUCUGCACUGUGCCAGUGUUUUGGGCGCCAGCCCAAUGGUCUUCUGCACUGGGAUUUUGUGUACAUGGGUGACUCGAAGACGGGCGACAGUGAGUGGCGUAUGGCAACGACUCAGUGGAGCGAGAUCCACUUGGUGGUCAUUUUAAUCCUCAACCAGCUGCCUUCACCGUCCCACGGCAACGUGGCACCUGUCAAUGCGAUGUCAGGCCGCCCUGCGAUGUCGCCGUUGGACACCAUAGCCUUGCCUGGGCUAACCAAAUCAGCAACACUAGAGGAAGUCAACGCAAGCCAGCGUGACAACAUCGACAAAGCCCGUGCUGCUCUAGAUGCCAUGCACAAGGUGGUGGCCGAGACCAAUGCUAAGAAACGCGCGCAAGCAAGAAAGUCGCACGAUGCCAAGCUUGGGGACCAAAUGGCCCAGUUUGUCGUUGGCGACUACGUGCUGUGCCAAGAUGUUUGGAUGCACAAGCGUGCCAAACUGCGGACGACAUGGUGUGGACCAGCUGUCGUCACAAACGUUGCUAGUAAUUGGGUCUACGACGUCAGGAACCUGGUGACCGGUGAACAGUGA
Aphanomyces invadans is the source of this 1680-nucleotide messenger RNA. RefSeq lists its product as hypothetical. The coding region runs from base 1 to 1680 and encodes 559 amino acids. The transcript is spliced from 6 exons. The record is from RefSeq and is a predicted model, not a curated record. NCBI's taxonomy places the organism in Eukaryota, Oomycota, Saprolegniomycetes, Saprolegniales, Verrucalvaceae.